GUGCUUUCUGCCAGGGGUGAAUUACUGCCCCCACCUGCAGAGCAUCGAAGGCCUUCCGAGUGCGAAGACAGUGGGGGCGAAUGCAACGGUGGAGCGGAAUCGGACCGCCGUAUCCUUUCUCCUCCCCAUCCUACGAGCUCCCCAACUACUUCCAGCUCCCCGUCUGUGGAUAUCCCACGUAUUCCUCAACUGCCAUACCCUACACCUGCAGAAGGGGACCUGUCGGGGCCCUCUCAGGCGAAUGCCAACGCCUUUCAACUCCAAUCUGCCGUCAUCCUCAACCUCCUGGGCUCUCUACUAAACCCACCCCCGCCGACCGGGAACUUCCAGGGAAUCAUCAAUGGGCGACGCAAACGCAAAAUUGCGCCCCAAAAGAUGCCCUCCUCCAGCCAAGCCGGCAGCUCGGAUGCCGAAAUGCCUGGUUAG
Molecule: messenger RNA, 426 nt
Organism: Dibothriocephalus latus
Lineage: Eukaryota; Metazoa; Platyhelminthes; Cestoda; Diphyllobothriidea; Diphyllobothriidae
Source: the annotation of a GenBank genome assembly